Messenger RNA from Vairimorpha ceranae, 1503 nucleotides. RefSeq names its product integrator complex subunit 11. The record is from RefSeq and is a predicted model, not a curated record. The coding region runs from base 1 to 1503 and encodes 500 amino acids. Lineage: Eukaryota; Fungi; Microsporidia; Nosematidae. Gene Ontology annotation, biological process: snRNA processing. Gene Ontology annotation, cellular component: nucleus. The transcript has a single exon.
AUGAAAAUUAUCCCACUAGGAGCAGGGCAAGAUGUUGGUCGAUCAUGCAUUAUUGUAAAUAUAGAAGGAAGAACCAUUAUGUUAGACUGCGGCAUGCAUAUGGGAUACAAUGACCAAAGAAGAUUUCCUGAUUUUUCUGCUUUAAGUAAAACAGGAGAUUUUAAUAAAUUAAUUGAUUGUAUAAUAAUUUCACAUUUUCACUUGGAUCACACAGGCGCACUACCUUUUUUUACAGAAAUUUGUAAAUAUGAUGGUCCUAUAUAUAUGACUAAACCUACUAAAGCAGUUAUACCUAUAUUGCUAGAAGAUUUUAGAAAAAUCUCAGCUCCCAAGUCUAGUGACGGAAAAUUUUUUUCCUAUCAAGACAUUCAAAAUUGUUUGAAAAAAAUCAUUACAAUCAAUUUCAAUGAAACUUAUAAACAUGAUGAAAAUUUUUUUAUUACUCCUUACUAUGCUGGACAUGUUAUAGGUGCAGCUAUGUUUCAUGUACAGGUUGGAUCUAGAAGUGUUGUGUAUACGGGCGAUUAUAAUAUGACACCUGAUAGGCAUUUGGGUGCAGCUUCUAUACCAUGUUUAAGACCAGACUUAUUAAUUACAGAAUCUACAUAUGGAUCCAUCACUAGAGAUUGUAGAAAAUCGAAAGAGAGGGAAUUUUUCAAAGCUGUUUUAGAUUGUGUGUCUAAUGGCGGUAAGGUUUUGAUACCGAUAUUUGCACUUGGCAGGGCACAAGAACUUUGUUUAUUGCUUGAUUCACAUUGGGAAAGAAUGCAGCUUAAAGUGCCUAUAUAUUUUUCAAGUGGUUUAACUGAAAAAGCUAAUAAUAUUUACAAACAGUUUCUUAGUUACACUAACGAAACCAUAAAAAAGAAUGCUUUCAAUCAUAACGUUUUUGAUUUUAAACAUACUACUACUUUUCAAAAACACUUUUUAGAUUUAAAUAUUCCGAUGGUUUUAUUUGCAUCCCCUGGUAUGCUUCAUUCUGGUAUGUCAUUAAAGGUAUUUAAAGAGUGGUGCACUGAUCCAAAAAAUCUUGUAAUAAUUCCCGGUUAUUGCGUAAAAGGCACCGUAGGUGAUAAAGUGCUUAAUGGAAAUAAAGAAAUUGAAAUUUUAGGAGAAUUAAAAGAAAUAAAAAUACAAGUAAAAAAUUUGGCUUUUAGUGCACAUGCAGAUGCACAAGGAAUUUUAAAUCUUAUAAAAAUGUGUCAACCAAAAAAUGUUAUGUUAGUUCACGGCGAAAAAUCAAGAAUUUCAUUACUAAAAAAAUCAAUAGAAAAAAAGUUUAACAUUCCUGUAUUUAAACCGGCUAACGGAACUUGUAUAAAUAUUCCAAAGCAGGAUUUAAUUAAAUUAAGAUUUAAUAAUGAUAAGUUAAAGAAAUUAUUUAAAAACCAUUUAUCUAGUCAACAUGUAUCCAUUAGAUUUGAAGUAGACACAAGAAAAGAAAAUAAUGACUUUUUAGAAGUUUUAGAUUGUGAAAAUCUUUUCAGUAGCGAAGAAAAUUAA